UCUUUGGAUGUUUUAUGCGAAAAAAAUCCUAUCUUUUUGUUGUUUUUUCAGAUGGGAUUUUGAGCUUGCUCUGAGAUCUGUCUGUGCAAGCUAUUGCUUUUCUUCAUAGUUUGACGAUUUGUUUGUAUUGGUAUGGGGUGUUUGGUAAUUUUCCCUUAUUGCUGCUGAUAUAGGGUGUUUGGUAACAUUGGUUCAUUUUUUAGAGAAUGCAAAAUUUUCAAGGUUUGGUGUGAAAUUCUUGAAGUAGACGUUUGUUAAAUGAAUAGUAAUUAAUGCAAUCUCAUUGGUGUGUUUAGCCCAAAGGGCUAAGGGUCUACAGCCUCUCUUCUUAAUCUCUUUUCCCCUCUCUAUAUUCUUUGCCUCUUUAUUGAGUGGCUGGAUUUCAUCUUUUUGUAUAUCACCUAUGAUAUGUGAUGUGUACUUGUUUGGAAGCUUUUCAACUCAAAUCUAUUUAUUGCUGCUUUUUGUUGUAUAUCUACAUUUUAUCUCUCUUGUUUUAGAUCUUCAGUUUUGCUAAGUCUCAACGAUGGAGGAGGAAAUCUCAUGGGUUAGUCAUUGUAUUGACAAUGUCGACAGUGGCACUGUGGGAUUUGAUUCAUUCUCGGAUCUCAAUGAAGAAACCGACAGGGACGUUAAUGCGGUUUCUAUGGAUCUAGUUCUUCCCGAUGAUCUACUGGAACGGAUAUUAUCCUGUCUCCCUAUUGCUAGCAUCUUCAGGGCGGGUUGCGUGUGCAAAAGAUGGCACGAGAUAGUGACAUCAAAGAGGUUUCUUUGGAACAAUUCUCAUGCAUUGUUACACAAGCCUUGGUACUUCAUGUUCACGAGCUCUGACGAACCAAUUGGUUAUGCAUACGACCCCAUUCUCCGAAAGUGGUAUGGUAUCGACCUCCCCUGCAUUGAGAAAUCCAACUGGUUCGUUGCUUCAUCAAGCGGACUAGUUUGCUUCAUGGACAAUGAUAGCAGGAGCGAGCUGUAUGUAUGCAACCCGAUCACCAAAUGUUGCAAGGGGCUUGAUGAGCCUCCUGGCCCUAAAUUUCCAGACUACAGUGCUUUAUCGGUCUCUGUCAACAGAGUGACUCAAAGUUACAACGUAUCGAUUGUCAAAUCCAAGCAGGUCCCUGAGAACUUCGUGCAGUGGGAUCUCUCCAUCCAUCUCUACGAUUCAGAAACGAGGGAGUGGCUGACGGAUCUGACAGAGGUUUUAACAGGGUGGAGAGCCGGUGACGAGAGUGUGAUAUGUGACGGGGUAUUAUACUUCUUGAUCUACUCCACCGGAGGCGGUGGUCCCGACAACCGCCAUGGCCUUAUCAUGUAUAACCUCAGAAGCCGGUCGCCUUAUGGCCUCCUAAUGAGGAGUUUCAUCCCAGUGCCGUGUUCUCUCACAUGCGGCCGCUUGAUGAACCUGAACGAAAAGCUCGUGAUGGUUGGAGGCAUCGGAAAGCACGAUCGCCCGGGCAUCAUUAAAGGUAUCGGGAUCUGGCUUCUGACAGGGAGAGAGUGGCAGGAGAUAGCCCGGAUGCCCCAUAAAUACUUCCAAGGCUUUGGGGAGUUAGACGACGUCUUUGCCAGCAGUGGGACGGGCGAUCUCGUAUACAUUCAGAGUUACGGGGCGCCCACGCUUCUUGUCUUCGAUUUCAACCAGAAGCAGUGGAAGUGGUCUCAGAAAUGCCCUGUGAUCAAGAGGUUCCCCCUUCAGCUCUUCACCGGCUUCUGCUUCGAACCAAGACUUGAAAUCGCGCCCUAAUCGAUAUCUAAUCCAAUUCGACAUGAAGCAGCCAUUGUUUCUGUAAGUUCAAAAUAUGCUUAGGUGAAUGCUAUGUUUAAAAUGUCCAUGCCAAGAUCAUUAUUCUUUACAUUCACAGAUAUUGAAUUCACAAUUGGUGAAAAUGUCAACAUUAUUGUCUGUAUUUUUUUUCCACUGCUGCUGUCCUUAAUCUAGAUUGAAGAAUGAUCUGUUUUCA
This is a messenger RNA of Salvia splendens (bonfire salvia), 1961 nucleotides long. Its product is annotated as F-box/kelch-repeat protein At3g61590. The record is from RefSeq and is a predicted model, not a curated record. The transcript is spliced from 2 exons. The coding region runs from base 527 to 1744 and encodes 405 amino acids. Gene Ontology annotation, molecular function: protein binding. NCBI's taxonomy places the organism in Eukaryota, Viridiplantae, Streptophyta, Magnoliopsida, Lamiales, Lamiaceae.